AUGUUCCUCAAAAAGCCAGAUCUGACCGCUGGCUCGCGCCCGACCCUGUCCCCAGAUGAGGUCCUUCUAUUUGUACAGGACGGGGUUGGGCUGUAUGAAGGAAAAUACAAGAUCAAGUCUUGCCAGAAAGGUCAUGCAUAUCUGACCUCUCACCGCGCUUGUUAUGUCGACGAUGCAGAUCCACGGGCCAAUUCAUGGGCUGUUGAUCUCAAAGAUGUGGAGAAACACGAGUCCCAGGCUGGAUUCCUCAAAUCCUCCCCAAAGGUCACAUUGUUUCCAAAGCCGCCGAAACGAAGGUUUGGCACCAUAGGCAAAGCCGGGUCGUCACAGUCCCCGAGUUUCCAGAGGGUUGCGUCCUCUUCAACUCCAUCAACACGCGCUUCCAGUCCGUUUCGUCCCUCCGCAAUAUCGUCUACCCCGACACCACUCGUCAUCGGCACCUGGGUAUGCCCGAUCUGCUCUUUCUCCAACCCAGUGCCGUCUAACUUUGAUCCUACAAUCGCAACGGAAUCGUUUCCAAUACCGCCUUGCCUGGCUUGCGGGAUCAAGCCGCCCUUUCCUCUUGUACUCAAAGCAGCUGUUACAGCGAAUGCAAAGCGCCUUCCAGCACCCAGACCCGAGUCAAUCAAUCUCACACCUGAUUCCCACACCCAGUCCUAUGGGGAUGAGGUCUCAUCAGAGAACAUCACCUGUCCCCGGUGUACAUUUCACAAUCAUCCCUGGAUGCGCAUCUGCGAACUAUGCUCUGCACCCCUCCCAGUACCAGACUCCAUCCAGAGAAAGGCACUUGAAGAUUCGGUGAGUCGGUCUGAAUCACCAGGACCUGAAAUCUCGGGACUUUCGUUGGAGGAAGAGCAUGACACCCCAAGUGUGAAGUUUUCUUUUCGAAAUGGAGGUGAUCGUGUAUUCUAUGAGCGACUUAAAAACGCAAUGAUACAGAGAAAGUGGCUGCUACAAGAUGCGCCACCCCUUCCACGCCCUGAUCUUGACCGUUCCCCGACACCACUUGGAAAUCCCGCCCUUGUGCCGUCAUCUGAAUCACGAGCUGUGGCUGUUGGUAUUGCCGGCCUUGAGCAGCGCGGACUCCAGACCCGCAAGAUCAACGAAGCGGUGCUGGGCAAUGCUUUUGAAGAUCUGGAGGCUCUGAUGGCAUCAGCGAAAGAUGUGGUUGCGCUGGCAGAGCGGUUUGCUGUUGAGUCAGGGUCACAAACAGGUGUCCCCGGAGUCUCGUCCGACCCUCUCGUCUCCCAGUCAGCGGCGGCACUCGGCAUGUUGGCAACAAGAGAUAUGAUCGGGGACAAUUCUUCUGCACUCUACAUCUCCGAACUGGCAAGAAACUUGGCCGAAUAUGCUACGGACGACCAACGGGGAAUAUUGCGACGUCAAGGCGGCACAAUGAGUCUGGUUGACUUAUGGGCAACGUUCAACAGAAGUCAGAAUGGGGUGGAACUAGUCAGCCCCUCUGAUUUCCACAAAGCGGCCGAAGCAUGGGAAAAGUUGGGCCUGCCUAUCAAGCUACGACGCUUCAAGAGUGGACUCUUGGUGGUGCAACAGCGGAAUGCAAGUGACGAGAAAACGGUUGGCCAGAUCAAAGGGUGGCUCACGUCACUAAAAAUCCCAACGGCUGCUACUUCAGAGGCAUGGGACAGGUCGGCGUAUGGCGUUGGAGUAACAGCACAACAGGCAGCGGUACAGUUUGGCUGGAGCCUGGGUGUUGCAGCCGAAGAACUCGAGAUGGCAGAGGAGAGAGGUGCUCUCUGUCGAGAAGAAGGUGUAGAGGGCCUGAAGUUCUGGCUCAACUACCUGAUUGAAGAUGAUUAG
Molecule: messenger RNA, 1821 nt
Organism: Fonsecaea pedrosoi CBS 271.37
Lineage: Eukaryota; Fungi; Ascomycota; Eurotiomycetes; Chaetothyriales; Herpotrichiellaceae
Exons: 3
Coding region: 1-1821 (606 amino acids)
Biological process (GO): protein transport to vacuole involved in ubiquitin-dependent protein catabolic process via the multivesicular body sorting pathway
Cellular component (GO): late endosome membrane; ESCRT II complex
Molecular function (GO): ubiquitin binding; phosphatidylinositol-3-phosphate binding
Source: RefSeq, a predicted model, not a curated record